GCUCAACACGUUUACAGGAUACAGGCGGAACAGCAGCAGCGGUUGUUGGUGCGCGGUGGACUUCCUUCCCUCCAUCCAUCCAUCCAUCCAUCCAUCCUUCCUUCCUUCCUUCCAUCCUUAUUGAUUCGCUUCGCGCGACCGCACCACGGACACACACACACACACACGCACGCAUUGUGCGGUUGGCUGAUACGGCUGGUGGUGGUGCGCGAUGAGGGGCGGGGGCAAGGGGAAAGGAAAGGGGAAAGGAAAGGGCAAGGGGAAGAAGGGGAGCGCAACACCGAAGCGGGAGCGGGCAGCAUCAACAGCAGCAGCAGCAGCAAACGACAGCGGCCGAGGCAAGGGCAAGGCGAGGGGGAGGACCAAGUCAACGCGCGACACAUCGGCGGCGUCAUCGACAGCAGGGACAGCGGCGUCGUCUCGGCGCGCGUCCACGAACAACAACAGCGGCAACAGUUCACACACAGGGAAGGGCAGGGGAAAAACAGGCGCAAAGGCAGCGGCUGGAACAGCCUCGAACAACCACUCCUCGUCGUCAGCGUCAUCAUCAGCGUCGUCAGUGCCAUCAGCAGCACUCGCGGCUGCGGCGGCUUCGCUCCCGGUGUUGGGGUCCACGGCCAAGAAGCAGGUGAAGGCGGACGAGACUGAACGGUCGAAGCUGGAGAAGGCGGCCAUCUCGCGACAGAAGGCGUUGGAGGACCUCGAAGCCAUCGAGAAGAAGAUCUUCGACAAGGAGACAGCGUACUUGAAUGCGACCAACCGAUGGGGAACAUAUGUCCGCGGUUUCCAGGGCUACCUCGAGAACAAGCCGCGUGAUGUGAAGCAGCCACUGGAAUCGUUUCCCGACCGAGAGCGCAUCUUCAGCAACACCUCCCUCACAUCUCCGCUCUUCCUUGGAAAGGAGGCAGUCGUGGCGGAGAAGAAGAAAAAGGCAAAGAGACGGCAGGCGCAUUCGCCAUCGCCACAGUCCUCAAAGCGCGGCAAACGAAAAGCAAAGCGUGGCGGGAGGGGAAGGGGCGCGUAAGCAGCACCAGCAGCAGCAGCACCAACAGUGCGCAUGUGUGUGUGUGUGUGUGUGCGUGUGGUUACGUGUAUGGCUGGCUUGCCUUCGUGUUUGUUUUUACGUUCACUAAAGGGACUUGCAAGUGCGAGGGGGGAGAGUUGGCGGAGGGAGCAAUGGGUGGCAGGCUUGCUGUUGUCACACGUGUGUUGUUGUUGUUGUUGUUGUUGAGUGGUGUUGGGUGAUCGGGGAAUGGAUCGGCAGACAGUGACACCAGGAAAGCAAGCGAGCGUGACACAUAUACAUGCACACAUGAUCUUGGAAGCAUAUAACGACUUGGAUGGUGUGUGUAUGAGGAG
Messenger RNA from Salpingoeca rosetta, 1359 nucleotides. RefSeq lists its product as uncharacterized. The record is from RefSeq and is a predicted model, not a curated record. NCBI's taxonomy places the organism in Eukaryota, Choanoflagellata, Craspedida, Salpingoecidae. The transcript is spliced from 5 exons. Gene Ontology annotation, cellular component: histone acetyltransferase complex. The coding region runs from base 212 to 1024 and encodes 270 amino acids.